AUGGAGACGUCCACGGCGAGCGAACCUAGACGAGUGCAGAAUGCUCGAGUGGAAGUCUUGGAGAUCAUUACUCGAGCGCAGCGUGAGCACGGUCUGCGGCACCGUGAUUACGCCCGUUACCGCGGGUACUGCGCCCGACGACUCGCUCGACUGUACAAGACGUGCGAUUUGAAGCACGGGAAGGGGCGGUAUCAGAAGAAGCCUCUGACGGCGGACGCGAUCGCGAGCGAACGAGCGCUCUUGAUACCACUCGCGCAGAGUGAACGGGCGUGGGCGUACGCGAUGGAGAUCAAAGACGCCGGGUCGGUAAAGAAGAAGAAGAGCGACGUGCGAUCGCACAUGGUGGGGAGGUUUAGGAAGGCGAUGAAGCACGCGAACGAGUUGGCGGCAUUUUGCACCGCACUCGGAGAUGAGCAGACAGCGCUUGAAGGAGACGCAUACGCCAAUUACAUCGCGGGCGUGUGCGGGGUGGAACAAGGAAAGGAUUACGUCGGUGCGAUGUCUAAGCUGCUCCGAUCGAAGCGAGCGUACGCCAAACUGGGUUUGUUGGGUGACCAAAAGCGCCUCGAACUGUAUCGUGAGCGCGUCGAGGAAAUCGAAGACCUCGUGCGCUACGCGCUGUACAAGCAAGGUCGAACGGUAGAUCUCGACGCGUUGGAGAAGGAUGCGGUGCUUGACUUGGCAUCUAACUCCGUCUUUACCAUGGAAGUCGAAGCACCGCCGGAAAUUGAGGAUAAAAUCAGAUGGCACGCGAUGGACUUUGAACUCAAGAACCGCGACGCUCGCGUGCUCAUUGCUCAGGCUCAGGAGCACUUAAGCAAGCUCGAGGCUCUGAAGAACCCUACUGGGCACAAAGGGAACGCAUUAUUCGCCAAGGCGAUCGCGCUUUACGACGAGGCUCGCAGUAAAUUGAAUGACGACGUCGCCAAGGAGAACGCAAAGGUGUUGUACGAAGCUGAGGCGGAAGAAAGGGCGGAGAAAAUCAAGCUCACGGAGAUCGCGCUGUCUCUUCAAAUUAAGGACAAAAUCAUCGACCGUAAUAAAUUCGUCAACGAAAUGCUAGAUAAGAAGCUGAGCGGCAAGGCGAAGAAAGAGCGGGCCGACAAGGGUCUCAACUACGCCGACCUCGCCCGCAUGUACGACACGGCUACAGUUGAGUUUGAGGAUUUGAUCGAGACGGCACCAAUGCUUCUGCGCCUGAAGCCCGACGAUGCCGACAAGCACAUCGACGAAUUCGAAGUUGACUGUGAAGCUGAAGUCAUGCUGUUGAAGGCGAGGCAGAACAUCGCUCUGGCUUGUCACAACUUGUCUAAGGGAGACUUCAAGGAGGCUCGGGCGUACUUUGACAUUGCCACCGACCUCGCGAAAGAUGUGGAAGGGCGAGACUGUGCCGGGGAGAUUCAAGACGAAGCGACAGAAGUCAUCAAAGAUAUUGAAGCGCGUAUCCAGAGAGCGGAAAAGAAGAUUCAAGAGACAGGCAAUGAGACGCACAAAUCGCAGUCCAGUAGCGACUUAGCGAGUCAAGUUACGGAGAAAUUCACGAAGCUCUUUUCCUUUGCUCGAGGAGCGAAGUGA
This is a messenger RNA of Ostreococcus tauri, 1575 nucleotides long. Its product is annotated as unnamed product. Gene Ontology annotation, cellular component: signal recognition particle, endoplasmic reticulum targeting. The transcript has a single exon. Gene Ontology annotation, molecular function: 7S RNA binding; signal recognition particle binding; endoplasmic reticulum signal sequence receptor activity. The record is from RefSeq and is a predicted model, not a curated record. Gene Ontology annotation, biological process: SRP-dependent cotranslational protein targeting to membrane. Bases 1 to 1575 code for a protein of 524 amino acids. Lineage: Eukaryota; Viridiplantae; Chlorophyta; Mamiellophyceae; Mamiellales; Bathycoccaceae.